Sinocyclocheilus anshuiensis is the source of this 928-nucleotide messenger RNA. RefSeq names its product phospholipid scramblase family member 5-like. The coding region runs from base 170 to 928 and encodes 252 amino acids. Gene Ontology annotation, biological process: plasma membrane phospholipid scrambling. Gene Ontology annotation, molecular function: phospholipid scramblase activity. Gene Ontology annotation, cellular component: plasma membrane. The record is from RefSeq and is a predicted model, not a curated record. The transcript is spliced from 7 exons. Lineage: Eukaryota; Metazoa; Chordata; Actinopteri; Cypriniformes; Cyprinidae.
AUCCGGGAAGGAGAGAGCAGGGCAGGAGGGGGGUGUUCAUUGUAGGAGUAGCAUUACAACUACUAACACAGUAUUUGAAGCUUGUCUGGAAGCUGUUUCUCAGUAAAGGAAACCCUUAUCCCAUCACUACUGCACCUGCCCAGCAGCUCCUAAAACCGCAGGACCUCAAAUGGCCUCCCCAUCUGUGACCACUCAGCCUCUUCCGUUUGGUCUGGAAAGGGAGAAACAUAUUGACAUGCUCUUCAGAGCUUUCCACAGGCAGAUUAGACCUACUACAGACACGCAGGACCUCACUCCUGUGCUCCGGGAUACAGGCAGAACAAGAGGACAGGAUGGAGGACCUGGAUGGAAAGAGACAGACAAUGAAAGAGUGGGAAAACUGUCUGUUCUGAGAACAGUCACAAGACUUCAUAUUACUGCCAGACCAGAACUGCAAGGUCCUCAGUGUGUAGCCCGCAGAACAUACAGCAUUUCCACAGAAAGCAGUGAUCAGCUCUUUGUGGCUGUGGAAGAGAGCUCAUGCAUGUGUAUGCAGUGCUGCGGUCCAGCUCGAUCCUGUUCACUACAAGGCUUUGAUAAGGACGCAGAGUGCGUCUUUCUAUUUGAGAGGCCCCUGAGAGCGGAGAUGUGCUGGCUUGGCUGCUGCCUGAUGGAAAUAAGGGCCUAUACACCAGAGAGAGAGCUGAUUGGGACAGUUCACCAAAGGUGGAGCAUGUUCACGCCGUAUUUCGAGGUCUGUGACUCUGAGGGCAUCUCGGCCGUGAGGAUCCAGGGCUCCUGCUGCAACACUCGCUGCCUCUCUGAGCAGGAGCUGCAGCUGGUUUCCAGUAUCGGUGAGAGUAUUGGGCGCAUAUGGAAAAGGUGGCCUGGAUAUAAUGAGGAAUGUAACAUGGAUCAUGAGUAUUUUGGACUAGAUGCUUCAGUGUGA